This is a messenger RNA of Penicillium canariense, 636 nucleotides long. RefSeq lists its product as uncharacterized. The transcript is spliced from 4 exons. The record is from RefSeq and is a predicted model, not a curated record. Lineage: Eukaryota; Fungi; Ascomycota; Eurotiomycetes; Eurotiales; Aspergillaceae. Bases 1 to 636 code for a protein of 211 amino acids.
AUGUGGCUGACACUGGAAUGCGCGCUGCCAGAACCGGCGCUUUUGAUUCGAGUCACAGAGGCAGAUGCUGGCAAGGCCGAGGUCCACGACAACAUCGGCGCUGGACGCCAGCCCCUCACACGAUGUCCCGAGGAAGCGGCAGAAGCGAUCGGAUCUGUUUACCAUCGUGAUUCUGUUCCCUGGGUCAUUUUCGCGUUGAAAGUGGUCAUCGGAGGGAUCUGGGCCACUGCUUUGCACGGGGUCACCAUUGACGGCAUGUUCCGGAUGAUGACCGUUGCUCGUGGUGUUGUGGGCUUCGACGCUGGCGGCGAGUACCUUGCAUCAUCAAGGUCUGCCUCUGAGCCCGCCAGCGAUCUGAUUCUCAAGCAUCGCGGGCCAGCUUUCAUCAUGGUAAGCAAAUUCCUGCUGUCUUUUGGGGGUCCGUUCGCAGUGUCCAUCUUCUUGACCGUGCUCAUGGCUUGCCCGCAGUCGCACUACAGCACCUACAUCACCGACCCCAGCAGCCAAGAGCGGACCCCAAACCCAAACCAAACGUGCGCCUCCGCACUCCACCACGUUGCUCUCUUCUCCCCUCCCGUUCCGUCCAACACUCCAACCCUCCUCCCCACCAUCCUAACCUUCAUUCAGUUCAAUUGA